Molecule: messenger RNA, 1747 nt
Organism: Ornithorhynchus anatinus (platypus)
Lineage: Eukaryota; Metazoa; Chordata; Mammalia; Monotremata; Ornithorhynchidae
Gene: HENMT1
Product: HEN methyltransferase 1
Exons: 8
Coding region: 300-1463 (387 amino acids)
Biological process (GO): siRNA processing; RNA methylation; piRNA processing
Cellular component (GO): nucleus; cytoplasm
Molecular function (GO): O-methyltransferase activity; RNA methyltransferase activity
Source: RefSeq, a predicted model, not a curated record
CGCAUGCGCGAGCCCCGGGCCUCUGCGGCCGGUCCCUGGGCGGCGGGGGAAGGGAAGAGGGGAGGAGCAAAGGAUAGGAAAAAUAGGGACGAGCCGGAAACUAAAAGACAAGCUGUCCCUGGGAGAAUUGCACAUAGCAGCAAUAAAGUCGAUCAUGGAUCUAAUCCCUGUACUCCUUGCUCCGAAGGGAGCUCAUUAGUUCUGCAUCACUCUCAAUCUUCACAAACCCAAUUUUCAUCCUUCGCUAGAAAAAAAAAAUCAGCUCUUGAUCCGAGUUGAGGGCAGAAAGUAUUGACAAUAUGGUUGAUAAAAAUCAUCGAGAUGGAGAGAUAAUUAAGUUCAUUCCUCCAUUAUACAAGCAGCGAUACCAGUUUAUUAAAGAUUUAGUAGUAAAGCACAAACCCAAAAAGGUUGCAGACUUAGGAUGUGCCGACUGUUCACUAUUGUGGAUGCUGAAAUUCUGCAGUUGCAUCGAGGUGCUUGCCGGAUUGGAUAUCUGUGAGAAUGUGUUGAAGGAGAAAAUGCACAGACUGACUCCCCUUCCUGGAGAUUAUCUGCAACCCAGCGAGAGAACUUUAACCAUUACUUUACAUCAAGGUUCAGUUGUGGAGAAAGAUUCCUGCCUGCUUGGAUUUGAUUUGAUAACUUGCAUUGAAUUAAUAGAACACCUGGAGUCAACAGAGCUGCCCAAGUUCUUGGAAGCGGUGUUUGGGUUCAUGACUCCAGCCAUGGUUGUAAUCAGCACUCCUAAUGCAGAAUUUAAUCCCUUGCUCCCAGGAGUGAAAUUAUUCAGACACUCCAAUCACAAAUUUGAAUGGAACAGAACCCAAUUUCAGAACUGGGCUUCAGCUGCAGCAGAUCACUAUGGUUAUUCAGUGGAGUUCACUGGACUUGGGACACUUCCUGGUGGAAAUAAGGAUGUUGGAUUUUGUACACAAAUAGGUGUAUUUAUGAGGAAUUCAACAGAAGAGGAUGAAUUUGUCAAACAUGAGAAACAUGCAGAGCGCGCUUACAAAACUAUUUUUACCACAGUGUACCCCAGCCUGAAGGAUGAAAAAUAUCUGAAGUUUGCGGUGGUUAAUGAAGUUAUUUUCCAAGCUGAAAAACUGAAGCAAAAUCUUAUGGACAGCCUGAAGCUGGAUCAUUAUAGCGCUGAUGAGGAAGGUUGGGAUGAGCCUCAAUGCAGAACCCAGGCCCUGGAGAGACUCCCUCUUUUUGGCAAGAACAUGGACCUCACCAAAAUGGACAGUCCACCCUUGGAGGAGGGUCCAGAACCCUUCUGCACUGGGGACGUAAUUUACAUUCCUCUGGCUAAGCUCUUUUCUUUUCCCAAAGUGCAACGACUCUGCGGGACCUUGGAGAAUCUACAAAAACUCCUUGCUGACAGCGAAGCCCUGAGCAGCGACGGGUCAGCAGUGAUGGUGAACACUGAUGAUCACAGUGAACACGAUUGGAAUGAUUAGCGGCUCAUCCUUUGCCUUUCCACAAACUCUGGGAAUGAACGCCUUGUCUCUGCUGAGAUCUGAGCUGCCAACGGUGGGGACCUCAGCUCCAAACUGCUGAUUUUGAAUUUAAACAGGUUUCCAUAAAGCAGCACUCGAUCACCUUCUUUGCAGCCUCCGGACUGCAGAAGGAGUGGCCCCUAUUUAGGCCAGAGGGUAUUUCGUUUCAGAUGAGAGGACAGAGUUAGACCCAAUAAACGGCAUAUUUAAAUUGGUCAUGGCUCACUAAAGUUAAAGAGGUUUCA